Aspergillus wentii DTO 134E9 is the source of this 1297-nucleotide messenger RNA. RefSeq names its product putative Hsc70 cochaperone (SGT). Bases 205 to 1254 code for a protein of 349 amino acids. The transcript has 3 exons. The record is from RefSeq and is a predicted model, not a curated record. Gene Ontology annotation, cellular component: membrane; TRC complex. Gene Ontology annotation, molecular function: protein binding; molecular adaptor activity. NCBI's taxonomy places the organism in Eukaryota, Fungi, Ascomycota, Eurotiomycetes, Eurotiales, Aspergillaceae. Gene Ontology annotation, biological process: post-translational protein targeting to endoplasmic reticulum membrane.
AGUAUGGAUGGUAGGUGCUGUACCGUAUGUACGGUACCUUACGUACUGCAUACACGAGCCAAAAAGCACCCCCGCAAUACUGGUAAGAAUCGCGAAGAAUCAUAGAAUCUCCGUCCCCCGCGACGGUCUGAUUUUCCACAUCCCCCCCUUUUUCAUCGUGUAUAGACCAAAUUAAGAUAUCUUCUUUUUUUUGGUCCUUCUAAAAUGGCUCCGAAUGACUCCAAGAAGCGCUUAGCGCUUGCCAUUAUCGACUUCCUGGGCUCCAGCUUGAAGGAUGGUACUCUUACAGCUGACGAUGCUGAGUCCAUCGAAAUUGCCCAGUCGUGCAUUGCAGAUACUUUCAAGGUCGACCCAACCGACCAGGCCGCCGUCAAGGAUGCUGUGGGUGGACAAUCGCUGGCGAACAUCUACAGUGUCUACGAGAAGCUCCGUAACAAGCCAUCGGGAGGCUCUACCCAGACUGCGACUGAGGAAUCAAAGCCCAAGGCCGGUACUCCCAACGCUGAAUCCGACAAGUUGAAGUCUGAGGGAAAUUCGGCCAUGGCCCGUAAGGAUUACAACAGUGCCAUCGAGCUGUACACCAAGGCCUUGACCAUCGCCCCCGCGAACCCGAUCUACCUCUCCAACCGGGCUGCUGCAUAUUCCGCAUCGGGUCAGCACUUGAAGGCUGCGGAGGAUGCAGAGCUUGCCACGGCCUCGGACCCUAAGUACUCCAAGGCAUGGAGCCGCCUGGGACUUGCUCGUUUUGACAUGGCUGACUUCCACGGAGCCAAGGAGGCCUAUGAAAAGGGUAUUGAGGCCGAAGGAAACGGUGGCAGCGAUGCUAUGAAGAGAGGUCUCGAGACUUCCAACAAGAAGAUUGAAGAAGCGAAGCGUGGCAGUGAACCUCCUGCGGAUGCCCUCGAUGAAGCUCCUGGAGCAUCUCGCGGCGGCGGUGGCGGCAUGCCCGACCUGUCUUCAUUGGCUGGUAUGCUUGGAGGUGGUGGCGGCGGUGGCAUGCCCGACCUCGGCUCUCUUAUGAGCAACCCUAUGUUUGCCAACAUGGCUCAGAAUCUGAUGAGCAACCCUGAUAUGCUCAACAACAUCAUGGGUAACCCGCAGGUGAGACAGAUGGCUGAACGCUUCGGCGCCGGCGGAGGCGGCGGCGGCGGCGGCGGUGGAAUGCCCGACAUGUCCAGCAUGAUGAGUGACCCUAACAUCCAGGAAAUGGCCCGUAACAUGAUGGGUGGUGGUGCUGGAAGAGGAAGCCAGUGAUUUCAUUUUACUCUCGGAGUUGUCACCGUAUAUUCUGAACUUC